Molecule: messenger RNA, 2070 nt
Organism: Poecilia latipinna (sailfin molly)
Lineage: Eukaryota; Metazoa; Chordata; Actinopteri; Cyprinodontiformes; Poeciliidae
Gene: gucd1
Product: guanylyl cyclase domain containing 1
Exons: 6
Coding region: 338-1021 (227 amino acids)
Source: RefSeq, a predicted model, not a curated record
ACCGGACAACACAAGAAGGUUCAGAGUAAGCUAGCAAACAGCUGGGAAGGGAGGCAGGAGAAAGAGGGAGAAGAAACGUCCUUUCCUCUCGUUGUUUCGCUUUUGUAGUUGAUAAUUGAGUGUUUUUCUGGAAGUUCGUCUAGUAGGUGUCUUCAAUUUGUAAGCAGUUAGCAUGUCAGCGGUGUUACAGUGGGAGCUAAGCUAACAGCUGGGCAGCUCAGUUCUUGGAACUUGUUAGCAUCGAUGAGGGAAGCUAACCCCCCUUCAGAGUGGUAAACAAGGCUCCCCACCUCGCCCCGACUUAGCUGGCCUCCUAACAACGUCAGAAGCCAGCAGAAUGACAGAGGAUGCCGUCCUGCUGAAUGUACCCGUUAUUCGGCAGCUGUACCACUGGGACUGUGGCUUAGCCUGCUCCAGGAUGGUUCUGAAGUACGUGCACCCGGUGAGUGAUGAGGAGUUCCAGAGAGCAUGCUGGGAGCUGCAGCUGACCGAGAGCGUGUGGACCAUUGACCUGGCCUACCUCAUGUGUAAUCUAGGGGUCAGACACUGCUUUUGCACACAGACUCUUGGUGUCGAUAAAGGCUUUAAAAACCAGUCUUUCUAUAAGAAGCGUUUCGAUAUGGAAGAAGACCGGGUGAACAGACUGUUCCUCAAGGCAGAAAGCAAAGGUGUGGUGGUGAAGAAAUGUUCAGUAACCAUUCAGGAAAUCCAGUCUCAUCUGGAGCAGGGUCACGUGGCCAUCGUGCUGGUCAACGCCAUUGUCCUGACGUGCGAGUCGUGCUCUUCGCCCGUCAAAUACUGCUGCUUCCUGCCUGUGGGGCAGAAGUGUUUCUGUAGGAAGCCGGAGUACCAGGGUCACUUUGUGGUCGUGUGCGGCUUCAACAGGACCUCCGGCUGCAUCUUCUACAACAACCCGGCGUAUAACGACCGUGUGUGUUGCACCAGCAUCGGUAACUUUGAGGAGGCCAGGCGGAGCUACGGAACAGAUGAGGACAUCCUCUUCGUCUUCAAACAGAGCUGAAGGACAAUAUUAACGACCUGGGGUCUUCAUCAUCAGCCUGACUGCAGCAGCUCCCAGGUCUAGCGGCGCCACCUCUGGUCUGCUGGCAGAACUUCAGCCAGCUUUUCUUUUUUUUUUUUCCCUCAUGCUCCACACCUCAACAGUUCACCCCACUGAUGGAUGUAAAUGUUCACAAGCCAAAACCUCUUCAUCUCAGAUGGAUUAUUUUUCUACUCCGCUGUGUAAUACGAGCAGGUGGAAUUUUAUCGUUUUAAUUUUGACGCCUACAGCCGUUCUCGCUCAGCAGUUCAGUCGAGCCGUUAAAACUCCUUGGAGUUUGGAGGAAUUAUGUGGGGAAAACGGGGCGUCGAAUGUGAAUUACCAGGGACUGACAUGCACAUUAUUCAGGGCUUCUCUUCAUGACUGACAGUAUUGUGCAUUUACUCCACUUGUUGUGUUUGUUAUUGAUGUGAAGCUGCUCACCUUUAACCCCCUCAGCCCUUCUGCCCUCCAGCCUCGCCUCUACCUGCCUUUUAGGAAGACCCCAUCGCUCCCUUUUCAUCCACAAGAGUGUAGGAACAGGGAAAACGGAGCGUGGUGGUGUUUUGAUCGUCUCAGGUAUUCGACGCUCUGAAGCGUACCAGCGCUGGAUCAACACAGUGUGUUCCGUCUGCCGGACUCCACGCGACACCCAGAGACAAAGGUUUGUCGGGUUCACCAACUUUACUGGAGAAACGACACGAGUCGAAGCGAUUUGUCUCGGGUCGAUGUCGAUCAGUCGGAUGGAUUCUAUUAACUCUAGGUGAUUUUCCUCAUUGCCUCUGUUUUAUUUUAUUUUUUUAAGUUGCGGUAAUGUAUAUACAUCUUUGCACUACCUUUUUUUUUUUUCCAUACCAGACUCGAUUGUGUUAUUUAAAAGCGAAUCUUUUUCUAGUGCUACAAAAUGUCCGCGCCGUCUGCUCAUGCUCUCUGGUGGAAACAAGCGGCACGUUUUAAGACCACAAUCUUUAUUUUUUUUUAAACAUAGAACUGCAUUUUAUUAUGAGGUGUAAUUAAAAGAUUUCAACACA